AGUUGCGGCGCGCACGACUUCCCUUUCUUUCCCUCCUCGAGAGAGGAGAGAAAAAGGGUGGCAGAGGCAGGGCAACCCGCGUACCAGCCAAGCCAACCCAGCCCAGCUGCGUCGUCACCAUCUCCUCCUCCUCAUCCUCCUCCGGCUCGUCCGCCGCCGCCGCCAAUCCGUUGUUCCGAGAGGCGAAUUCUUUAUAUUGAAAACUGCUAAACACUCUCCGAUAAGUGCUGCCUGAGAAGCAUAAAGUUGGAGGAUAUUUGCUUUCAGGAGCAAUUCAAAGGAAGAUAGCCAGCAUUGAAUAGAAUUGUCUCGGUUUCUCAAAGUCCUCAAUGUCCAAAGUAUUGGAAAGAAGAAAUUCAUUUGGUGGUAGCACUCCUACGAGUUCAGCUUCAGGUUCAAGAAAGGAUGAGAAAACGACACCCCAUUACCUAAGAGCUUCUACAGGUUCUUGCCAUAAUUUAUGCAAAUAUGGACACAAAAAUCCUUUUGAGGAAGAGAAGAAGCUUUCAACUUCAGGAGGCAGAAGAAAGAAACUUCCUAGUCAUUUAAAUAAUUUGACGUUGCACAGAUCAGCUAUCUUGGAUAGAUCAAAGGAUGUCAGGCAGAGAAAUCUUUCUCUAGCCAAGUCGAGUAUAUCUCUGGGUGAAUCUGACCGCAUUGCUCCCAAGAAAACACAAGCAAAUUUGAAAGGAUCCUCUGAUCAUUUGAUUACACGCACUUCUUCAUCAGCUGAUCAUAAAAACGUGAACCUUGAUGGAAGAAAGAAGCAUCUAACAGUUGCACAGAAGACUUCAGCUGAUUCAGGAUCUUCCAAUGGAGUUCCUAAAUUUGACAAAAAAUCAGCAAUGCCAGUUAAGGGAACCAUAGUGCCUGCCAAGUUGAAGCUGGCAGAGAUGCCACAACUGGAGGAAUCUAGAACUAUGGAAAAGGUCACAACGGUCAAGCAAUCAUCAAUUAAGAGACCGACUUCAUUGCCUACUAAGCUUAACUUGAUUAAGCAAGUGCCCGUGCCAUCUCAGGUUUCUAGUCAUCUACUUUCUUCAAAAGCUAAACGUACUGUAAAGGGAGAGCUUACAUCUUCACCAGCAACUGUUACUGGUGUGCGUCGAAGUAACAGUGAUAAAACUGGAAGAAGUUCGAUGAAUUCAAGCAAGCCAAGUAUCAAUGGGAAGGAAGGCUUGCAUAUGGCCAGAUCAUCAUUCUCUGUAGAAUCGAAGAUGGAUGUUUCUGUUGUAAUACAAGAACAUGAUGUGCAAGAUUCAUUCAUAAGAGGUCUUCAUGUGGAGUCGACACUGGCAGGAGUGUCUUCAGAUACCACAGAAUGUGUUGAUGAAUCUAGAUCAGCACCAGAAGAAAUAAUUAGGCCUGUGUCAGGGGAUGAUGGGAUGGAAAGCAAUCGGAAGAAUGAAGCAUCAGGAGGGAAUGAAGAACCCCUGCAGAGCUCCAUUGUAACAGGCUUGCUGCAAUCAUCGGAUGAUCAGCAACUCAAGAAUGCACUGAGCAAUUUAGAGGCAGAAGAAAACCAAACAGACGAUGCUUCUCCUUGCCAAUCAUCUAAAAACUCGAUAGCUGUGGAAAAUGCAGUUCUGGGCGACUCUCUAUCAACCGAAAAUAGUUCAGAAAUUGAAGCUGAUGGAGUGAAAGCCAACGCUAGCAUGGAGUCUCAAGACGCUGAAGGUAAUGAAGAAGAGGAAGCCCAUGAAGGCCUUCAAGAAUCUAUAGAACAGUUGGCACUCGGUGAAAAACAUGCUAAGGAGCCUGGAUCUUUUCUUGGUUCCACCUCAGGAAAUACAGUGGAAGAUGUCAAGGCUGAUGAAAUAUUUGAGGGUUGGACUAAUAACAGUCCUUCACACUGCCAACCAAUUUCAGAAACUUCAUCAGAUGGUGAACUUCUGGGGGAGCCAAAGUCUGUGCAAAUUCAACCAAGUGAUUCUACUCUACAAACAGAUGGGUUAGUGAUUUCUAGUACUGGCAACACCUUUGAACAGGAUGAACUGAAACCAGGGUUUUUCCUUCAACAGUCACCUGAAGAACUAUCAGAGGAUGAAUUUUACGAAGAGUAUGAUUUUGAGUUAAGUGAAUUAGAUGAAUCUGGUACAGAAGAUGAAGGACCAACGAUCAAUAAAAACAGCUAUGAUCAUUUAAAGGCUGAUGGACAACGACCAAAAAGAAUCUCAGCGCUUGAACAGGAUGAUGAUAGUGCCACACCUUACAAAUUGAAAUUUAAGAGAGGUAAAAUUGUUGAACUCCAACCAGACAGUAAUGGCCCAAGAAAACUCAAAUUUAGAAGAAGAAGUGCAAGUGAAUUUUCAAGCAGUGAAGGCCUGUCAGCUAGAAGAAUAUAUAAGAUGAAUAGCACAAUAGAUGCUGGACCUUCUAACCUAGAUGUGGAAUCUCCUGGUGUGAAACUGCGACACCAAGAUACACAAGAGAAGAAAGAUGCACAGGGGCUGUUUAAUAAUGUUAUAGAAGAAACUGCAAGUAAACUUGUCGAGUCCCGGAAAAGCAAGGUAAAGGCUUUAGUUGGUGCUUUUGAAACAGUGAUCUUGCUCCAGGACGGCAAACCCGCGUCUACACCACAUGCUGGCAAUUCACCACAUUUAUUUCAUGAUGACGAGGGAAAUGCAUCUGAGCAAGCUGCAUAGAUCAUGUGUGCCUUUUUAACAUUGCCAACUUGGCGGUCAUGUUUUCAGCUUUCUUCUUCUUCUUUUUUAUUUUUUUUUCUGAUCUGGAUUAAUGCAGAGGAUGUUGUGUAGCUUGUACAUUAAAUUUCUUUAACAAGUAAUAUUUUCUCAACAGGUUUAGAGUAUAAUAAGUAGUCAAUGUACUUGUAAAUAGUGAUGUCAGGUUUAUUUCAUUGUAAAUCAAAUGAGAAGUUAUAAAACCAAGUGUGCUUUACUUGUAAUUGGAUUUGCAAAUGCUAUAAGAGAGGUGAUGGCUUGGAGCUUGUUUACAAGCA
Molecule: messenger RNA, 2959 nt
Organism: Oryza sativa Japonica Group (Japanese rice)
Lineage: Eukaryota; Viridiplantae; Streptophyta; Magnoliopsida; Poales; Poaceae
Molecular function (GO): calmodulin binding
Source: RefSeq, a predicted model, not a curated record